AACUCAACAACAGAAAGUCAACCAGGAAACAGCGGCUGCUAAACUCGCCACCGUCCCGGUCCGACGGCUAAACGGCGUUAUUAACGACAGGAAUCACACGGUGUACCAGUACAGGAAUUGUAUUUUACUAUUUAGGUUGAUAUAAAACACCAACAUGGCUUCCAUUUUCAAGAAGAAGACUGUCGACGAUAUAAUCAAGGAACAGUCGAGAGACAUGCGUACCACCCAGAGACAGAUCGUCAGAGACCGAGCAGCGCUGGAGAAACAGGAGAAGCAAAUGGAGGCGGAGAUUAAGAAAAUGGCCAAGAGCGGUAAUCGCGAAGCAUGUAAGAUUCUCGCUAAGCAGUUGGUCCAGCUUAGAAAGCAGAAGAAUCGGACGUACGCUGUCAGCUCCAAGGUCACCUCCAUGACUACGAAGACCAAACUCAUGAACUCCCAAAUGAAGAUGGCCGGUGCCAUUACUUCCACAGCCAAGACAAUGCAAGCAGUCAACAAAAAGAUGGAUCCAGAGAAGACCCUGAAGACCAUGCAGGACUUCCAGAAAGAGAACAUGAAGAUGGACAUGACUGAGGACAUGAUCAACGACACUUUGGACGAGAUCUUUGAUGAGUCCGGGGACGAAGAGGAAUCUCAGGACAUUGUCAACCAGGUUCUGGAUGAGAUUGGCAUUGAGAUCUCAGGGAAGAUGGUGAGAGCUCCAGCUGCAGGAAAGAGUGUCCCCGGCGCCGCCUCCUCCUCCAAGCAAGCCACCAUCUCUGACGACGAGAUCGAGAGACAGCUCCGAGCUCUGGGAGUGGACUAAUCGUCUUCCUUGUGUUAAUGCUCGCAGUGUAAACCAGUGCAACCUUAAUACUGAUUGAUACAGACUCUGUUAGACACACUGGUUUUGUCGAGGUGCAGGUGAAACAACACACAUACAUUCAAAGGCAUGCAGGCUGGCUGAUGCGUAUUAACGCACACAUAUUCUUCUGCAAGUUGCCUUACAGAUCAUUAGGGCAGAAAAUCUAAAAAUAUUUAUGCGAAACUAAUAUUUAUGACGACAUUAGAGGGCCCACAACUCUACGGUGGAUCAACGAUUGAUACUUGACCUAAGGAAGCACCUGUUUACCACCGGUCUGUCUUCAUAAGGGCUACAAGCGUUUAUGUGAUCUUUUCCCUUCUGAUGUUUCGGUCAAUCUUGACUUAGUCCUAUAAUCUAUCAGCUUUUACGUGAUUAGAGGUGGGUGAUCUUUCUUCGGGGAGUUAUUACGACUACAGCAUGGGAAUUAAAAAGCGCUUUGGGGUUGGAACUUGUAUUUUUCCUACUCGGACUAUUUACCUGCUAUCUUUGUUGCCAUUGGUCAAUCUAAAAACCUUUCUUAUUUACUUCCCUUGAGGCAAACUAUCCUCGUUAAGGCACACUGGUUGCGACGUUUUGCCGGUGAAUUGCCUCUCUUUGAUUUUUCUGUCAUCCUGGGGUUUCACAGUCAGGAUACACACAACCCGUCACCAUACAAGCAAAACAACCGGUCAACGAGCUAAUUAAUCGCCAUGUUUGUUUUUUUUUUUACAAUCUUUAGGUAUGCUCCUAUAGAUCCCGGAGACAGAUAUGUGCAUGAGGAAUGUGUAACUGACAUUAAUACCUUCAGGCUGUAGUAAGGCCUUCACAUUACUUGCAUGAGGUGGUGAGACAUUGAUCUGAGGGCAUUUCAUUAGUGCCACUCAAGUUGUGAUGCCGUGCAGAGUGUGCGAGCAAACUUAAUCAGACAGAAAUUAGGACUAAUGAAAGACUGGCAUAUCAAAGAGGUUUGUAUCGAUUGUCUGACGCUAGCGAGUAAUCAAAUGAGUUUUGUGGUUCAUGUUUGAUUCACACAGUGAUUGUAGGAUGGCACCGGUCCUGCAGUCCCUCUUCUGUUUCAGCUGCUGUGCAGUUACUGUCAUUUGUUAUUUUAAGCUGCCUCACUCCAACAAACACACGUACACAACAGCAACACGAUGAUGGAAGGGUUUGCUAAAAAUGACACUGUGAUCUAAGAGAUGCUUUUUUUCUUUUUUCUUUUCUCCAGGGCUGAAGCUGACUUUUCUAUACAGUGAUUUGUUAAUGUCAGCCAGCUCCAGGCUUCGUGAGAGUGACGGCGACAUCCUCUCAUAGUAACGUUGUCACUCUCUCUCUCUAUGGCCUUUUGUUUCCUUAUCGAUCCACAUUGCCAAAACAGAAACGUCUCAUUCUUGCAUGUGUCUGACAUGUACAAAUCAUAACUCAUUGAACUUUUUGCAAAUCAUCCGCUCCUCUACCUUUUAGCAGUCUAUUGUAAUUAUGAACAGAAUCAAUGUUUUAACAGAUUUUGACAUUGUGUGAGUGCAGUUCCAUGAUUAGGACAUUUCCACACAAUGUAAAAGGUGUGUGUAUACUCAUUUUUGUUUCCUUCUUAGUCAUUAUAAAGUGACUCUGUAAAGGGUUAUGGCUUUUAUAAGGAAUAAAGUUUCUUCAGGUACAACCUA
This is a messenger RNA of Stegastes partitus (bicolor damselfish), 2481 nucleotides long. It is a transcript of the gene chmp2ba, whose product is annotated as charged multivesicular body protein 2Ba. Lineage: Eukaryota; Metazoa; Chordata; Actinopteri; Pomacentridae. The transcript has 6 exons. The record is from RefSeq and is a predicted model, not a curated record. Bases 155 to 802 code for a protein of 215 amino acids. Gene Ontology annotation, biological process: vacuolar transport.